Engraulis encrasicolus (European anchovy) is the source of this 1567-nucleotide messenger RNA. RefSeq names its product ring finger protein 121 (gene rnf121). The coding region runs from base 281 to 1282 and encodes 333 amino acids. Gene Ontology annotation, molecular function: metal ion binding; ubiquitin protein ligase activity. NCBI's taxonomy places the organism in Eukaryota, Metazoa, Chordata, Actinopteri, Clupeiformes, Engraulidae. The transcript is spliced from 9 exons. The record is from RefSeq and is a predicted model, not a curated record. Gene Ontology annotation, cellular component: endoplasmic reticulum membrane; Golgi membrane.
UUCCUUAGCAUGUCACUCCGGUGUUCACGACAACACACGGAGCUGGGCUUCCACUUGUCACUGAUCAUGGUAUUCACGGUUUGCAGGGCUCCUUCGAUGUAACGGUUACCAUGAAACACUCAACGUGCACUACAGGACUGUUUAACCUUAUUCAGAUAGGCGAAAGAAUUUGCUGAUGAAGCAUACCAGCGACAGGAGGAAAAGAUCUUUCUGCCCAUAUAACGUUUCAUAGCUAGCUACUGAAUAGCUGUAGGUGGCUAGCUAGUUUGACCAUUGGAAGAUGGCGGGGGUGUUUGAAGUGGAGGUGGACGGGGUUGAGCACAACCAUGGUCAUGGAAUACACGAGGAAGAGCCCGAGCCGAUUGAUAUGUCCCAGCUCUCACCAGAAGAGAAGUGGAGGUUAGAGCAUGCACGGAUGCACGCCAAGCACAAGGGGCACGAGGCCAUGCACGCGGAGAUGGUGCUCAUCCUCAUCGUCACGCUGGUUAUUGCACAGCUGGUGCUCGUGCAGUGGAAGCAACGCCACCCCAAAUCAUACAACAUGGUCACGUUAUUCCAGAUGUGGAUCGUGCCACUCUACUUCACCACUAAGCUGCACUGGUGGCGCUUCCUAGUCACCUGGUUCCUCUUCUCCUUGGUGACGGCGUUCGUUACCUUCAGGGCCACCCGCAAGCCCCUCACGUGCACCACUCCAAGGCUUGUAUAUAAAUGGUUCCUCCUGCUGUACAAGAUCAGCUACACGACGGGAAUCGUGGGCUACGUCGUCAUCAUGUUCACCCUUUUUGGCCUUAACCUACUUUUUAGGAUAAAGCCAGAAGAUGCUAUGGAUUUCGGAGUGUCUUUGCUCUUCUACGGUCUCUACUAUGGAGUCCUUGGACGGGACUUUGCAGAGAUGUGUGCAGACUUCAUGGCCUCCACUAUAGGGUACUACACGGCGCAGGGCAUGCCUACUAAGCAGCUGUCGGACAACAUCUGUGCUGUGUGUGGCCAGCCCAUCCUGGUGGACGUGAGCGAGGAGGGCAUCAUCGAGAACACCUUCAGACUCUCCUGCAAUCAUGUAUUCCACGAGUUCUGCAUAAGAGGCUGGUGCAUCGUGGGAAAGAAACAGACCUGUCCAUACUGCAAGGAGAAAGUGGACCUCAAAAGGAUGUUCAGCAACCCCUGGGAGAGGCCACAUGUCAUGUACGGACAACUCCUGGACUGGCUGCGCUACCUUGUCGCCUGGCAACCAGUCAUAAUCGGACUAGUACAAGCCAUCAACUACUUCUUAGGACUGGAAUGAAUGGAAUAAAUGAACGAAUGAAUGAAUGGAACACAACUGUAAAAAAACAAAAACAAAAAAACAUGGCCGUUAAAAAGAUGGCAAAGGUGGACAAUUACUUCUCCGUUAUCACAUGGACCUCCUUUUUUGGACAACAAAAUCCUGAAAUCCAGUGUGCUUGUGUUUCUUUUUUGUUUUAUUUUGUCUUUCUUUGUGAUUUCUUUUUCUUUUUUUGUCUAUAAAUGUGUUUUGAGUGUACGUGCACAUUAAGUGCUUACUGGUAUUAAAAAAAUAAUCUCAAUUGUA